AUGAUUAUCACUCUACUCCUAAUUACUUUAUUGUUAUUAUCAGUAAGUUCAAUUUUGGGUCUUUGUCCACCGAAUUGCACUUGUGAUGAGUACCAGUUAUCUGUAAAUUGCAAUAAUAUUAAAUUACCAUAUCUUCCACCUUUGUUAAAUCCUGGCAUUCAAACUUUGAAAUUAUCAAAAUGUCACAUCGAACAGGUUGAUCCCGACAUUAUGGAAUUAUAUCCAGAUAUCAUACAUUUGGAUUUGUCUGAUAAUAAUAUUUCUACGUUUGAAAAAAACAUUUUUCGAUAUCAAAACAAAAUGGAACUUUUAAAUUUGAGCAAUAAUAAUUUUUCGAUUAUAUUCCCUAAUAAUUUCCGUGGUUUACAUCGACUACAGUAUCUUGAUUUGUCUUUCGGUAAAUUGCAAACAAUUGAGUCAAAUGCUUUCGAACAUUUAACAGAAUUGCUGGAACUUAACCUAUCGUACAAUGCACUUCAAAAUUUAUCAUUUCUAAAAUUUACUGAUCUAACAAAGCUACAAAAAUUAUCAGUUGCCGGAAAUCAAAUUAUUUAUCUGGAAGAUUUCAUAUUCAAAACAUUGCCUAAUUUAAGAGCUAUUGAUUUGAGCCAAAAUAUGAUUAAAACGGUUGCAUCUGAUACAUUUCUUGGAUUAAAUAUGAUAAGCUUAAUUGAUUUAUCAGAAAAUUUCUUACAAGAAAUUCCAAUUUUUGGUCAAAAUAAUCUUAUAAACCUGGAAUAUUUAAACAUUGGUUUUAAUAAGCUUAAAAAAAUUGAACCAUAUAAUUUCCGACAACUUUCAUCCAUACUGGAAUUGGAUUUAACAAGAAAUGAAUUUUCUCUCUUACCUGCAUCAGCAUUUGAUGGAUUAUUUCGAUUAAAAAAACUCAAAUUAAGCGAACAACGAUAUCUAAAACAAAUUCAGAAUGGUGCAUUUUCUGGAUUAGCAUCAUUGGAAAUGCUAAAUCUAAGUUAUAGCUAUCUCUUAGAAUGCAUUGAUGAAAAUGCUUUUGAAGUAAGCAAUGCUUUACACACCUUUGAUGUUAGCUUCUGUGCUUUAAAAACUUUCCCAUCCAAUUUACUUGAUUGGAAAAGGGUGGCUGAAUUACAGCUAAAUGGUAAUCCAAUUCAUUGUGAUCAUAAAUUAUUAGCAUUCUUACCGGAUAUUUUACGCCUACGAUCCAUUCAUAAUGUUAUUUGCGCCACGCCGGAUGAACUGUACAAUAUUAGUAUUUCAUCGCUGGAUACUGUAGAGAUAACAUUGGAAGAUGCAAAACGAACGCUUAUCAUUCUUUGUCCAAUAUUAAUUAUCUUUACCAUACUUAUCAUAUUGAUACUAUUUUUAUAUUCAAAAAUAACUCCAACUUAUGAUCAAAUUAAAAAAUCAAAAUCAUCAAUUGUUAAACAACGUUUUUGUCAAAAUUUGUCUGAUAAGAUAGAAUGCUUCUCUCCGGAAUACUAUAAUUCGAUUAAUGAAUUCAAUAGUUUUUCAGUAUGUAAAAGUCAAAAUACAUUUAUGAAUUUAAUACAAUCUAAAAGCUUCUAUGAUGGAAUAUCAAUUCAGAUACCGGUGAACGAAAUUUGUACUGAUAAUGAUAUCUUCCUGAAACAAACUGAUUUCAUUUAUUUAUCUACCAAGUGA
Molecule: messenger RNA, 1641 nt
Organism: Brugia malayi
Lineage: Eukaryota; Metazoa; Nematoda; Chromadorea; Rhabditida; Onchocercidae
Gene: Bma-lron-11.2
Exons: 8
Coding region: 1-1641 (546 amino acids)
Cellular component (GO): plasma membrane
Molecular function (GO): protein binding
Source: RefSeq, a predicted model, not a curated record